Symbiodinium necroappetens is the source of this 429-nucleotide messenger RNA. Lineage: Eukaryota; Dinophyceae; Suessiales; Symbiodiniaceae. The record is from the annotation of a GenBank genome assembly.
GCACAGAUUACAGUGGCCAUUGGCAUCCCCCUGAUUUACCUGUGGUUCCUGGGCAUCCCGCCUGGAUCCCCUGCGAGAGUGUACUUCACUAUCAUCGCUGCCUUUAGCUUGCUUGGCAACUGGGCACAGUCCGGAACCAAUUUCCCAAUUCUCUCGGAUAUCGUACCACCGAAGCACCGCAAAGUCAUGGCUUGGGAGUGUGCGCUGGAGAACUCCAUUGCCACUUUGAUUGGCCCAGUUUUUGUGGCCAAGCUGGCGCUGAUGUUUGGCUACACCUUUGGCGACGAAGAGGCCGAGGGUAAGUCCCUUUCGGCGGCUACCGCCCUGGGCCAAGCCAUGGCCGCAACCAUCUGCAUCCCUUGGCUGGUGACCUUUGCCCUCUACAGCCUGCUUCACAAGUCGUAUCCGGCGGACAUGCGCCGCUUGAAG